AUGGAGUUUGAGCCAUUGAGCUUGGGCAAUGAGGUUGUUGAGUUUGACAUGAUAGGUCUUGUUGACAUUGACCACCACCCUGUUGAUGACAUUGACAUUUUUGAUGAUUCUCUUGCUGUUGUUGGUUCCAAUUCGAUUGGCCUGCCUUAUAUUAUUGAAGGAGAGAGCAAUCUCGAGCCGUAUGAGGGGAUGGAGUUUGAGUCAGAAGAGGCUGCCAAGGCCUUUUACAACUCCUAUGCUAGACGCAUUGGCUUCAGCACUCGGGUCAGCAUGUCUCGCCGCUCCAGACGGGAUGGUGCCAUCAUCCAGAGGUCUUUUGUCUGCGCCAAGGAGGGUUUUCGUAUGGACAAGAAUGAUAAGCGUGGGAAUGAAUGUGAUGGUAGGGUGAAGCGUCCUCGUGCUGAGACUAGAGUUGGUUGUAAGGCAAUGUUGGUGGUUAAGAUUCAAGGCUCUGGGGGAUGGGUUGUGUCAUGUUUUGUUAAGGAACAUAACCAUGAGCUGGUUCCACCGGAUAAGGUGCAUUGUCUCCGCUCUCAUCGUCACGUCUCUGGUACUGCAAAGUCUUUCAUUGAUACCUUGCAGGGUGCUGGGAUUGGGCCUAGUGGAAUUAUGUCUGCCCUCAUUAAAGAAUAUGGUGAUAUUAGCAAAGUCGGCUUCACAGAACGUGACUGCAGAAAUUACAUGAGGAGUAGCCGGCAAAGGACCCUGGGAGGCGACACUCAGGUUCUCUUAAUUUACUUGAAGGAUAGGCAAGUCAAGGAUCCAGCAUUUUUUUAUGCUGUGCAGGGUGAUCAAGAGCAGUGCAUGAGCAAUAUCUUCUGGGCUGAUCCUAAGGCAAGGAGUGAUUACACUUACUUUGGUGACACUGUUACCUUUGACACAACUUACAGGUCAAACCGGUAUAGAUUGCCGUUUGCACCUUUCACCGGGGUUAACCAUCAUGGACAGCCUGUGUUGUUUGGAUGUGCCCUCUUGAUAAAUGAAUCUGAGGCGUCAUUUUUAUGGCUUUUCAAAACAUGGCUUAUGGCAAUGUCUGGCCUGCCUCCAGUCUCAAUCACUACUGAUCAUGAUAGGGUGAUUCGAUUGGCUAUUACCCAGGUGUUUCCUGAGACUCGACACCGCUUCUGUAAGUGGCAUAUCUUUAAAGAGUGCCUAGAGAAACUGUCCCAUGUACUUUCUGAGCAUUUCACCUUUGAAGCAGAGCUUCACAAAUGUGUCAACCUGACUGAAUCUAUUGAAGAGUUUGAGUCUUGUUGGUUUUCUUUAAUUGAAAAAUAUGAUCUCAGAGAAGAUGAAUGGCUUCAGGGGAUAUAUGCUGAUCGUAGGCAGUGGGUACCUAUAUACUUGAGGGACACCUUCUUUGCAGAAAUGUCUAUAACACAACGUAGUGAUACCAUGAACUCUUAUUUUGAUGGAUAUAUCAAUGCAUCAACAACUCUUCAGCUGUUUGUUAGGCAGUACGAGAAAGCUCUUGAAAGUCGGUAUGAGAAAGAAAUGAAGGCAGAUUAUGAUACUAUAAAAACUGCCCCAAUUCUCAAGACCCCUUCACCAAUGGAGAAACAGGCAGGUGAGCGGUACACAAGGAAGUUGUUUAUGAAAUUUCAAGAAGAGCUGGUUGAGACAUUAACUUUCUUGGCAACCAAAGUUGAGGAUGAGGAAGCAGGAUACAUAUAUCAAGUUGCUAAGUUUGGAGAAAGUCACAAAGCUUAUUUUGUCAGAUUUGAUGUUCAUGAGAUGAAAGCAUUUUGUAGUUGCCAAAUGUUUGAGUUCUCUGGCCUUCUUUGUGGACACAUCUUGACAGUUUUUCGGGUGACAAAUGUUCUUACUCUGCCAUCGCAUUAUGUUCUGAAGCGCUGGACAAGGAAUGCCAAGAGCGAUGUCAUUUUGGAGGAACAUGUGAGCAAUUUGUUGAAUAGGUCCCAAGAAUUGCUCACAGUACGAUACAAUAAUCUUCGUCAUGAGGCACUCAAGUAUGUUGAUGAAGGUGUUCAAACUGUUGAAAUUUAUAACGUGGCUAUUGCUGCUCUUCACGAGGCUGCAAAUAAAGUUGCUCAUGAAAACAAGAAUGGGGGAAGGUUGGUUAGUCUCAACAAAAUCGGCAGAGAUAACGAUUUGCACUGGGGAUGCCAAGCAAAUGGUGAUCAUAAAUGGGGAUUGGAAACCCUGUCUCCGGAUGACCAGGACAAGAAAAUCAAGAAACUAUCGCGUCAACUGGAGCGUGCACAACGAAAAUGUGAAGUGUAUCGAACACAUUUGUUUUUGGUUUUGAAAGACAUUGAGGAGCAGAAGUUACAACUUUCUGUGAAAGUACAGGACAUUAGAAUAGAAAUGAAAGAGAAUUACUGA
This is a messenger RNA of Fragaria vesca subsp. vesca, 2346 nucleotides long. Its product is annotated as protein FAR1-RELATED SEQUENCE 5-like. The record is from RefSeq and is a predicted model, not a curated record. NCBI's taxonomy places the organism in Eukaryota, Viridiplantae, Streptophyta, Magnoliopsida, Rosales, Rosaceae. Gene Ontology annotation, biological process: regulation of DNA-templated transcription. Gene Ontology annotation, molecular function: zinc ion binding. Bases 1 to 2346 code for a protein of 781 amino acids. The transcript has 2 exons.